AUGUCCGACUCAGUGAUCGACCUUGAUCUCACUGAGAUCCAUUUCGACUUCUUCUGUAAGGUCGGGGGCACACCGCAAAUGCUACAUGCAUUGAUAGCUGCCCAGGAGGAUGAUGUCAAGCGCUGGUCUUCUUGUCCUUCAUUUGGACCUUUCAUCCAAAAGCUUUUCGUUCAGCCUCCAAAUGUCUCUCGUCUUGGGCUCAUUCAUCCCACUGGUUGCAUAAGUAUCGAACAGUGUGGGCGCUCCAGCUGUUUCAGAGCUGUGGCUGUUGAAGCUCCCGUUGAUGAUGCAGCCUCUGUCACCCUCCAUAGGCCAUCAGACGGCGAGCCUUUUCCCUUCCCCAUCAGAGAUAUUCUAGCCAAAUUCUAUGAAUACGGGCAGUAUGAACUCCACAAGGUUCGGAUAGCAAUCCGCUUCGACAACAAAACAAUCAAGUAUGUGGAUGCACAGGCAUUUCCAUCUGAAAACUUUCCCGAGUCUCGCAAUAAGGGUCAGCUCAAAAAAUUCAACACUGUUGAUAGCGUGGAUGAAAGACAUGAUGUGGUAGAUUGUGGCCGUCGUUGCAUGAAACUCGACAUUCCAACUGCCUUCAAGGAGCAUCUUGAAGUUAUUGAGGACCGAAUGAGGGACAACGGCUACAACAUCAAAAUUCAUGUCCCAGAUGAUAUCAUUGAGAGCGAGAUUUCAUGGCUUGAAGGUUUGAACAAGGAUUCUGACUAUGAUUCUUUCGACUUGGGUGCUCAUAUGGAGGUCGCCUACUUUAUGCCCUUAAUCUGUAGUGCAGUUCUGGGCACAAUCAAGAAUGGAGAGUUUGCCGUAUUUGAAGAUGAUGAUGGGGACUUUGUCUUGCGCGAAAACCACAAAAUCGACGAUCGCUUCCUUCCCAAGGCGGCGACUAAAAAGAAGUGA
Molecule: messenger RNA, 909 nt
Organism: Fusarium mangiferae
Lineage: Eukaryota; Fungi; Ascomycota; Sordariomycetes; Hypocreales; Nectriaceae
Exons: 1
Coding region: 1-909 (302 amino acids)
Source: RefSeq, a predicted model, not a curated record